Alternaria burnsii is the source of this 351-nucleotide messenger RNA. Its product is annotated as tubulin binding cofactor a. The record is from RefSeq and is a predicted model, not a curated record. The transcript has 3 exons. The coding region runs from base 1 to 351 and encodes 116 amino acids. Gene Ontology annotation, cellular component: microtubule cytoskeleton; cytosol. Gene Ontology annotation, molecular function: beta-tubulin binding. Gene Ontology annotation, biological process: post-chaperonin tubulin folding pathway; tubulin complex assembly. NCBI's taxonomy places the organism in Eukaryota, Fungi, Ascomycota, Dothideomycetes, Pleosporales, Pleosporaceae.
AUGGCUCCUCCGUCCAAGCUCGCUAUUGCAACUGGCGUCGUGACCCGCCUUGUCAAGGAAGAAGCAAGCUACCACAAGGAAAUCGAGCAGCAAGAGGCGCGCAUCAAGAAGGCCGAGACCAGUGAGGGCGACGAUAAUGCUGAGUACACCUUGAGGCAAGAGCGUCAAGCCCUCCAAGAAACCAAGAAUGUUCUGCCUGGCAUGAAGAUCAAGAUCGAGCAGGCAGUGGAGAAGCUGGAGGAGGAGCUGGAGAACAACAAGGAAGGCGGCGGCCAGGCAUCACCAGAGGAAGUCACCAAGGCGAAAGAGGCUGUUGAGAAGGGCAAGGCAGCCAUGCGUGAGGCCGCUUAG